Molecule: messenger RNA, 489 nt
Organism: Aspergillus welwitschiae
Lineage: Eukaryota; Fungi; Ascomycota; Eurotiomycetes; Eurotiales; Aspergillaceae
Exons: 2
Coding region: 1-489 (162 amino acids)
Biological process (GO): regulation of DNA-templated transcription
Molecular function (GO): DNA-binding transcription factor activity, RNA polymerase II-specific; zinc ion binding
Source: RefSeq, a predicted model, not a curated record
AUGGCCCAGGAAGCUCGACGAUUGCUCCCUGCCAAGGAGGCCCCACGUCGGCUCGAGUUGUCUCCUGCCAAACCUCGGAUGAGGCGCCGGAAUGUGGCUUGUCGGCACUGUCGUAAACUUCAUGUUAAGUGUGUUGGGUCUCCAUGUUGCAACGCGUGCAACAAACUUGGAAUUAGGUGUGAACCGCACCCGGACAGACGCAGGAAAGAGAGACUACACGACGUCGAAGCGAAACUAAACGACGCCGAAGCGAAACGACGCGACGCCGAAGCGAAACUACACGACGCCGAAGCGAAACGACGCGACGCCGAAGCGAAACUACGCGACGCCGAAGCGAAACUACGCGACGCCGAAGCGAAACUACACGACGCCGAAGCGAAACUACGCGACGCCGAAGCGAAAGUACACGACGCCGAAGCGAAACGACGCGACGCCGAACUUCUGUACGAAAUCUAUAAACCGACCGGCCAAAUGAUGUCCGUGAUUUGA